Molecule: messenger RNA, 1080 nt
Organism: Ilex paraguariensis (yerba mate)
Lineage: Eukaryota; Viridiplantae; Streptophyta; Magnoliopsida; Aquifoliales; Aquifoliaceae
Source: the annotation of a GenBank genome assembly
AUGGCCCUCCCUCUCGGGAAGCUCACUAUUCUCGUCGGUGCAGGCAUUGUUGGGUCGGUCCUAGUAAAGGAAGGACGUUUGUCCAAUGUCUCAGAUUUUUUCUCUGGUGCUCUCAAGAUUGUGUUGAAGCAAGUCAGACAAGAUAAUUCCACCCCAUCACCAAGUGUUAAACCACGAAAUGACUCUUUGUUGGCACAGGUCAAUAGCCUAAGACAGGAACUGCAACUCUUGGCAUCAAAUAGACCUGUUACAAUUGUAACAUCUUCUACUGCAGGUGCUGGCAAAUAUGGUGCAAUAAUUGUAGUAGUUGUAGUAGGCUAUGGCUAUGUUUGGUGGAAGGGUUGGAAGCUUCCUGAUAUGAUGUUUGCUACGAGGCGGGGUUUGUCUGAAGCAAGCACUACUAUAGCUAAACAGCUUGAGAAUGUUUACUCGUCUAUUUCGGCCACCAAGCGACAUUUGUCUUCAAGAAUUGACCGAGUGGAAUGUAAUUUAGAUGAAUUUGCAGAAGUUACUACUGGUACAAAGGAGGAGGUUACUAUACUAGGAGGAGAAGUGAAUGGAAUCAGUGGGAAUGUUCAAUCUGUAGACCAUGCAGUUCGAACCCUGGAGACUAAAAUUAAUAGAAUAGAAGGGAAACAGGAUUUCAAUAUUGAAGCAGUGAAGAGGUUGGUUGUUGCUGUCCAUAGCUGGGGAAAUACCAGAGCCCCAGAGAGUAUUCAGGCGCCCCCCUCUAGUUCAUCCAGGCUGGUUCUUGAGUUGCAACCGAUGACAGCCUCAUCAAGGACUGAGUCAUUGCCUCCAAUGUCAUCACCGGAACCACCAUCUCCCUCUGCUUCUAAUAUAUCUCGCAAGGCCCAGCGACCUCUGCAAAGUGCUGUCUUGGCCUCUGGUUUGAAGGAGCUUCAUGUAAUAUCAGAUGACAAUGAAUCAUCGAGCACUCCUGAGGUCUCAAAUGGGGUUCGUGUAGUAGAAGACACAAGCAGUGGAUAUCUGAAUUCUGGUCUCUUUGGGCGGAAGCUUCCGGGUCUCGGUGCUUCUUUUAUUCAAAGAACCUGUAGUGCAAUUCAGUCAUUCAAGUAG